This is a messenger RNA of Limanda limanda (common dab), 424 nucleotides long. It is a transcript of the gene vamp1b, whose product is annotated as vesicle associated membrane protein 1b. Gene Ontology annotation, molecular function: syntaxin binding; SNAP receptor activity. Gene Ontology annotation, cellular component: plasma membrane; SNARE complex. The record is from RefSeq and is a predicted model, not a curated record. Gene Ontology annotation, biological process: SNARE complex assembly; vesicle fusion; vesicle-mediated transport. The coding region runs from base 1 to 375 and encodes 124 amino acids. Lineage: Eukaryota; Metazoa; Chordata; Actinopteri; Pleuronectiformes; Pleuronectidae. The transcript has 5 exons.
AUGACGUUUUUCUCAGUUGCCAGUCCACCUCUGUCUGCCCCAGAUGCCGCCGCAGCUGGAGCCCCCGAUGGAUCCGGCCAACCUCCAGGCCCACCCAACACCUCCAGCAACCGCAGGCUACAGCAGACACAGACCCAAGUAGAUGAGGUGGUGGACAUCAUGCGGGUGAAUGUGGACAAGGUUUUGGAAAGGGACCAGAAGCUCUCAGAGCUGGAUGACAGAGCGGAUGCUCUCCAAGCCGGAGCCUCCCAGUUUGAAAGCUGCGCAGCCAAGCUAAAGAACAAGUACUGGUGGAAGAACUGCAAGAUGAUGAUCAUGAUGGGCAUCAUUGGAGUCAUUGUGGUUGGAAUACUAUUCUUGUACUUCUUCUACUGAACUCAGCCCAUCAAUACGGAUGGAUAUGGACUUGAGAAUGAUACGAGAG